Messenger RNA from Salvia miltiorrhiza (redroot sage), 2478 nucleotides. RefSeq names its product transcription factor MYB3R-3-like. The transcript has 9 exons. Bases 414 to 1988 code for a protein of 524 amino acids. Gene Ontology annotation, cellular component: nucleus. Lineage: Eukaryota; Viridiplantae; Streptophyta; Magnoliopsida; Lamiales; Lamiaceae. The record is from RefSeq and is a predicted model, not a curated record. Gene Ontology annotation, biological process: regulation of DNA-templated transcription. Gene Ontology annotation, molecular function: RNA polymerase II cis-regulatory region sequence-specific DNA binding; DNA-binding transcription factor activity, RNA polymerase II-specific.
UAUAUAAAAUAUUUACUCGUUUUCUCUCUCUACUUUCAACGGGCAAGGUUUUUCGCAGCUCGGGUAUUUUCUCUCUCUAAAUUCAGAGAUUUUUAGUUUUCUUAGGGCUUGGGAAUCCGAGGAGCUAGUUUCUCAAUUGGUGAGCUGUGAUCAAUCGAAGAUUUAUGCGAGGUUUUGAUUUGUCUUCGUACGAUGUUCUUGGCUACGGAGUUUUGUGCUGUGAUUGGGGCUUUUAAUUGUCGAUUAUCAUUUGUUUAUGAGAUCUGGACUUAGUUUAGUAUUCGAGCUAAAGAUUUUAUUUUUCUUUAAUUCGAUUGGAGUUGUUAUUAUAGUGGCAAUUCGUUUUGAGCUUAUUGGAUUGGUUAAAUUCAGGAAGUUUAGGAUUAUGGAAUUGUGAUGAAGUAUAGGGAUUAAUGGCAGAGGUAAAAUUGGAUGAAUUUUGCCUUGAGAACAAGGAAUCUGCUGUUGCUUCAAGCUCCUCUGUUUCGGAGAAUAGUAGUAGCACCGCACUAAAGUCGCCUGGGGUAACUAGUCCAAGAAGUGUUUCUCCAGCCCAUAGACGAACUACCGGCCCAAUUAGAAGAGCAAAAGGAGGUUGGACUCCAGAGGAGGACGAUACAUUAAGAAAAGCUGUUGCAGCUUUUAGAGGGAAGUCUUGGAAGAAAAUAGCUGAGUUUUUUCCACAUAGAUCAGAAGUGCAGUGCCUGCAUCGAUGGCAAAAGGUUCUGAAUCCAGAACUUGUAAAAGGUCCAUGGACACCAGAGGAGGAUGAGAAAAUCACAAAGCUAGUGGCUAAAUAUGGACCUACAAAAUGGUCUGUCAUAGCAAAGUCAUUGCCAGGUCGAAUUGGAAAGCAGUGCCGUGAGAGGUGGCAUAACCAUUUGAAUCCGGAUAUUAAGAAGGAUGCUUGGACUUUGGAGGAGGAGCUUACUCUGCUUAAUGCUCAUCGGAUCAAUGGGAACAAAUGGGCUGAAUUAGCUAAGCUUCUGCCAGGAAGAACCGACAAUGCAAUAAAAAAUCACUGGAAUAGCUCAUUGAAGAAGAAGCUAGAUUUCUAUUUGGCUACAGGGAGCCUCCCUCCAGUAGCUAAAAAUGUUCUUCUAAAUGGUGCUAGGGAUAUCGGUAGGUCAACUUUAGUGGGAUCACCUUUUUUGGCUUUAUGCGAUACUACUGAUUUAUGUAAAGUUGAAGAUGGGAAGGAUAAGCUAGAUGCCAUUACCGCUGAUCAUGAUGUUGCUGCCUAUCAGCAGAGUGAGUCUAGGAAUCCUGAGUGCACAAACUGUCUGGCAAUGCCUUCAGAAGCUGUGAUUAACCGUUCAAAUACAGAAUCUGAGUUUGAGAGACAUAGAAUAUGUGGAGAAGUUGAUCAAUACCGAAUUAUUGGAGCAGCAGUGCAUUGUGAUUCUCCAAUUUAUGGGACAUUAUAUUAUGAGCCACCAGUAUUGGACAGCCAAGAGCAGCUAGGUUCAAAUAUUGGAAAUAAUUUCUCGAUGCAGUCAGAAUCAGACAUUAGUGCCACGGCGUUGUCACCUACACCUUUCAUUACUCCACCAAGUGUAAAUAGUAGAAGCUUGUAUACACAAACUCCUGAAUCUAUACUGAAAAUUGCUGCAAAAAGCUUUCCAAUUACUCCAUCCAUACUAAGAAAGAGAAAGUCUGAGCAGCAGCAGCCUAAGGAAACAGUUUUGUCUAAUAGUGAGCAUGACCAAACAAAUAGUUCUGAGAAUACGGGGCUGCAGAACAACAGCUUAUGUGAAAAUCCUACUUGCAAUAAUGAAGAUGGGUUAAGCAGCAAUAAGUCAUUUAAUUCAUCUCCUCCUUAUCGAUUAAGAUCUAAAAGGACUUCAGUUCUUAAAUCUGUUGAGAAGCAGCUCGAUUUCACUACUGCCAUGGAACAAGAUUUUCUUGAUAAUAACCCGAAAGAUGGAGAGGUUAAGAAAGUUCCUCCUGUAACAAAGUUCGUCUACACGCGUCAAAGGCGGGGAUGAUUUGUUUCUCAAUGUCUUUUCUGUAGUGCAUGAUUGUUACGCCCACAAAACUGGAGCAUUAAUCACCGUUAACUGAAGGGAACCAGAGGCAACAGGCAGGCGAAAGUGCUAUUGUUCUCAGGUUUGGAUGUGGGUAUAUCAUGGGUAUAGGUUGCAGAUAAACAGGUUCUGCGAAGAUGGAUACGCUUCUUCUUCAUUUUCUGAUUAUAUUUAAGAUAAAUAUUCCUUCUGAUAUCUUUCAAACUCUAAUUGAUUUUGUAUAGGAACCCUCUCAAGAUAGAUUCUGUAUUAUAGUUUUUCUUGAUAUAGAAUAAGUCUUCUUCCCUCAUGCUCUAGGGAAAUUUGUAGAAUAUAAUGCAGUUCCUUGAUAUAGAAUAAAGUCUUCUUAGUUAGGGAAAUUUGUGGAAUAUUAUUAUUAGCAGAGUCUUGGUAGUUGGUAGUGUUUGCGGCUUAACCCAGAAAUUAAAGAUUUCCACUCUAUUUUAUGCAA